Salvelinus namaycush (lake trout) is the source of this 1179-nucleotide messenger RNA. Its product is annotated as trafficking protein particle complex subunit 9-like. The transcript is spliced from 9 exons. Gene Ontology annotation, cellular component: trans-Golgi network. The record is from RefSeq and is a predicted model, not a curated record. The annotation marks the transcript as partial. Lineage: Eukaryota; Metazoa; Chordata; Actinopteri; Salmoniformes; Salmonidae.
AUCAGUGAAGCUGCUGGAUCUGCCCGUCAGCCUGCGCCCCCACAAGCAGAAAGGCCUUCUGGAAAACAACAUGUCCACCAAGAGUCCCUUCAUCUACUCUCCCAUCAUCAUGCACACCAGAGGAGAGGAGCGCAACAAGAAGAUAGAGUUCCGGUGGGUCCAGGGAGAUGUGUGUGAGGUCCAGCUGAUGGUCUACAACCCCAUGCCCUUUGAACUCCGCGUGGAGCACAUGGGUUUGCUGACGUCAGGCGUGGAGUUUGAGUCCCUGCCUGCCGCCCUGUCUCUCCCUGCGGAGUCUGGGCUCUACCCCGUCACCCUGGUGGGGGUCCCACGCACCGCAGGCAACAUCAACGUCAACGGCUACCACACGUCAGUGUUCGGUGUGACCAGUGACUGUCUCCUGGAGGGUCUACCCAGUGUGAGGACCAGUGGCUGUAUGGUGGAGGUCAUUCCAUCAUUACCCCGUCUCCAGCUCAGUACCUCUCUACCACGGUCAGCCCACCCCCUCCGGCCCUCUAAAGAGGAGUUGUCCAGCAGUGUGUCUGUUCAGCUCUUUAACGGAGAGACACAGCGGCUGACCAUCACUCUGGAGAACAUCGGCGCUGAAGACUUGGAGACACUGGAGGUCACCUCCAAGACCUGCAAUACUAAAGAGAAGUUGUUUGGAGAGUUCCUGAGCUGGGACCUAGAGGAGGCUGUGUCUCAGCUGCCUCUGAAGCCAGGCCAGUCUGUCACCCUCACUGUUAACGUCAAAGUCAGACUGGACUUCUCUGGAGGAGAGAACCUGCUGCAGGACCUCAACGACGAUGGGAUCAGUGUGACAGGCCUUCCCAUCUCCAGCCCCCUGAGACAAGUCCUCAAACCCCGGGCCGAGACCAAGCCCCUGGGCAGCGAGUCCAGCAAGACAGACUACAACCACGUCAAGACGUUGGAAGCUGUGAUGACCUUUAAGUACUCGGGGGGAGCAGGCAAGGUGGAGGGCUACUAUCGGGACCUGUCCCUGGGAGUGCAUGUUGACAUAGAACCCUCUGUGUUCUUCACGAGAGUCAGCACACUACCAGCCACCAGAACCCGUCAGUGCCACCUGCUGCUGGACGUGUUCAACUCAACAGAACAUGAGCUGACGGUCAGCGCCAUCAACAACCAGGACCUGGUGCUGCACCCCUCAGAGUGUCAGAG